AUGGACACAAACAAACACGAAGGAGGGACUGAAAGUGUGCCUGUGAGUACCCCUGCAACACAGAUUUCGCAGUUGCAGGCGUUAGCCUCUGAGCUGAAGGCAGGUUUCACAGAAGCAAUGCAGGAGCUGUCACGCAUCCAGCAUGGAGAGUAUGCCCUGGAAGAGAAGGUCAAGAGCUGCCGCUGUGCCAUGGAAGAGAAGGUGGCUGAGAUGAAGAAUUCCCUCAACACUUUCAAGGAGGAGCUCAGCGAUGCAAAGUCAAUGAUUGAAGAAAUCAGUGCCAAGCAGGAGGAAAUGCAACAGAAAAUUGAGCAGCUGCAGCAAGAGAAGCGGCGGGAAUCACGGAAAAUGAAAGCUAAAAGAGCACAGAAGGAUGACCACGGGUCACAGACAGUGCCAACACCCCUCCAGGGCAGCCCAUUUCGAUCCAUCAACCUCCCAGAACCUGUGCUGAUUAAUGAAGAUUUCACAAGUCUUUUACACAACGUGACUUAUGAAAAAGUGUCUGACACCAGGAUCAUGCCCAUGGGAGAAGGAGGUGUGAAAGUCAUAGCAGGCCCAGGGGCAGCCAUAGAGACAGAUGACAGCCUCAAGCCUUCCCUGGCAACAGAGGGGCAGUCGAAAAUGCAUCUGCCAUCAACAGUAUGGAAGCAGCCCAAGGACACCAAGGACUGGGGAGAUGAAUACAUUUCCAAAGAGCAACCAGAGAGAGGGAAAGACAUGGGCCAAAGCAGAUACAGCUCAGCAGACAACAUAAUAUGUGAACCCUCUUUGGCUGCCAAAAGGCAGAACAUCGCCUUGGAGCUGCUGGAGUCAGAAAGGAAGUAUGUCAUCAACCUUUCCCUAAUCCUGAAGAUCAAAGCCACACUGCAAGGGCCAGAUGUGAAAAGAAGCACCAAAGAGAGAAGCUUUUUCCCCAACUCUCUGCGGUUCCUGGUGCAGCAGCACGUGGAUUUACUGCACGCUCUCCAGGAGAGAGUCCUGAGCUGGCCACGACAAGGGAUCCUAGGAGACAUCUUCCUGAAGCUGACAAAUGAUGAGAAUAAUUUUCUGGACUACUACGUCGCUUACCUGAGGGACCUGCCAGAAUGCAUCUCUCUGAUCCACGUGGUGAUCCUGAAGGAGGUAGAAGAAGAAAUCAAGUCUGAUCUCUACAUUCUGUUCUUUCAUAUAGUCCAGCGAAUUCCUGAAUACCUUAUUCAUCUACAGAAUGUCCUGAAGUUCACCGAGCAAGAGCACCCUGACUAUUACCUGCUGCUGGUGUGCGUGCAGCGCCUCCGGGUUUUCAUCUCACACUACAGCCUCCUCUUCCAGUGCAAUGAAGACCUGCUGAUACAGAAGAGGAAAAAGCUGAAGAAGUCAUCCCUGGUGAAGCUGUACAAAGGUCUCACCUCCCAGUGUACAAGCCAGGAGGUUUCUCCAACACCCAGUGCAGCAUCAAUGCGGGACAGUGGGAUCCACACCGAAGAGGCCAUACAGUCAUUCCCAGCAGCACCUUCCUCUGGCACAACCACCCCGCAUUUGAUGCCGCAGAUGAAGAAACCCCAGCCGACGGUGAUGGAGAACAUCCAGGCUGUAAAGUCCCCUGACUGGGAGAUGGAAAGCAGAAAACACGAGAGGCCAGAGAACAUCCUUGCCUCCUCUCAGCUGACAGAGCAGGAACUCAAGGCCUUGACAGCCCCCUUGCAAUCCAUCCCCGAAAUGGAGUACGAAGCGCCACCGGCUGACGCGGUGGGGAACACCGAGAGAGCCAUCAGGAGCUCUGUGGAACUGCUGCAGGAUGCCAGGAACUUUGCACCAAGCUACGAAGAGUUUGACUACCCCGGGGAGGUUUUCACCAUGCCAGGCCCCUACGAAGAUGACACCUUCCAAAACCUUGCUCUCUUUGAGAACUGUUCCCCGGCCUCUUCCGAGUCCAGCUUGGAUAUUUGCUUCCUCAGGCCUGUGAACUUCACCUCAGAACCGGAGAGGACAGACCAUGCCUUGCAGCCACUGCCUAAGAGCUGCACUCCCGUGAGCAGCAGCACCUACAAGCGUGAGAUGUUCCACAGCAAAGGGAAGCAGCUGAGCAGGUCCCUGAAGGAGCUGCCGCGGAGCGCGGAGGGCGUGAGCACCAGACUCUACAGCACACGGAGCAGCAGUGGGAGCCGCCUGCAGCAGAAGCAGGACAGGAAUGUUCAGCCUCACAUGAUCUCAGCCUCAUCUCGAAGCUCCCAAAGGAGCUACUUCCCCCCACAGAGAGGAGCGGGUGAAAAACCGAGCUUUUUGGAAGUAAGGAGGGAGCUCCAUGCAGAAGACAACACCAGGUUCUGCCAGAAGGAUGACAAUGAGCAAACAUCCUUCAGCGACCACAACCCGCGGCACGAGCCCAAGGGGGGGUUCCGGAGCUCCUUCCGCAAGCUCUUCAAAAAGAAAUAAGCAGCCCCAAGAAAGGCAGGCCACAGCCAAAGCACAGCAGUGCUUCCCCAGGCCCCCGAGGGUGGAGACAGACAGCAAGGCCCCAGGAUCCCCCUGACCAACACAGAGGGUGGAGGGUGGGGGAGAGGAGACUCUCACAACUGCCUUACAAAUGCAUCCUGCUCUUUCUAGCACAGGGCAGGGCCAGGCUUUGGGUUGCAGUGGAGCUCAACCAGCAGGUCCAAUAAGCACAGGAACUUGCUAGCUUUCAUCUCUACCUGACUGAAUUCCCCUCGGUUUUGGAAAGCUUUGGCCAAACCCUGGUAUCUUCUCCUCCCCCUCAUCCCCUGAAACAGCUUGAUUUGCCAUACAUCUUUGCUCUUCCAAACUCAAGGCAGGUCUUAUUUGGGCUCACCCACAACAGAAAGGUUACCUUUGCAGCCCUGGCAUCCUGGCCAGAAGUCUAAAAUUCCCUUCUUUUUCCUCUACUUUCCAAAAAAAAAGCCACCAUCAAAUAUGCAUUCCAGGAGGCCAGCUCGCAUUACCCAGGUGGUUUGAGAAGGUGUAAGAAGCAUCAGCUGAAGCACCUGAGCAUUGCACUGCCCAAUCAGCAACAUCCUUUCUUUUGGACUUCCAUCAUUCACCAAAAUCCUAUUUCACCUCUUACGUGAACGCUGUUUUCCUGAAUUGUGUCCUGCUGUAGGAAUCACUGCUUCUGCUCUCAGACUCGCCCACGUCUCCAGGCAGGUGAUGCAGGCUGGGCCCAGGGCCUGCCACAAGAGAGACUCCUCUCCACCUUAUCCCCAGUGUGGAUCAAUGCAGACACUGGUAGUGCCAAACUGUCCUGGCUCCUGGUCCAUAACACAUCUGGAAUACACUCUGCUGGCUCUUUGGCCUGACACCCUCACGAGCAGCUUUGGAAAGGUCCUUCCAGCUAAAAAAUGCAGGAAAGUUGAUGGUGCACCAUGUUCAGAGGCAUAGCCCUCCUUCUUGUGCAAGGACAGAUCAACGAGGCCACACACAGGCCACCCUCCUCACAGCUGGACGUGGCAAACCCUCAGUGACUGAUCUCUGGAGGAGACUCAGAGCAGCUCUGCUGUGACACCCGAGUCACACCAGCAGCGAGAGCACCACUGGCACAGUGGUUACCAGGGCAGCACUGGUGAGCUCUGGUGUCACCUGAAGCUGGGACGUCCCGAGGGCAGUUUCAGGAGCAACUGUGGUUUUAUCACCUUGUUUUGACUCGCCUGGGACACCCGGUCUGGCUAAAGGACAGCUUCACCUUAAAAAGCUGUGAACUGUCUCCAUACGGCCAACAGCAAUGCCUUGGGGGAAAUACUGUGAGACUGGGGGCUUGGGAUCCCUGCAUCAGCACAAGGGUGGCUGGUUUUGGGGCCAAGAGAAGAGCACCCACCAUGCUGCAUGGCUCUCCUGCUGUGGCAGCAGGACAGGGGAGCCCAGAGCAGGUGUCUGUGGGGGCAGUGGCCAAUAUCUGCUGCAGAUGCAGGGCCCAGAGCUCUCCAGUGUUGACUGACCUGCACCUACCACCUGAUUUUCCUCCUCUGCUGGAGGCAAAGGGGUGUGUGUGAAAAGGGCUAUCCAGACAGACAAAACCCAUCCUUUACUGCAAUCGAGGUUUUCCCAACAUUUCAAGAAUGUGACCAAGCAAAACCCCAAAGAUUAAAAUGUUUUAGCUGGUCCCACUCCCAUAGAUUUUAAUUAAACAAAUAUCCACUUCUCCUUACAAAAAGGAAAGAAGUAACAUACUUUCCUGCCCUAGCUUUUGGAAACUACUCUGGGAAGAUUUUUUUUUUUUUUUUAAUGUAAGGCUUUUAAUGGCAAAAAAACUCCCCUUCCAUCUCCUUCCCUUUCCCUGACAUCCUCAUAAAAUUACAAAUUCCAUGUCCCUUUCCAGUCAGGACUGCUUCAUGCUGACCAGCCACUGAAUCACAAAGACAGCGCCUAGGACUUGGCAGCUUCUAGUCAGACUGUGCAGGGCCAGGAUAGAAAUUAUGUAGGAAGAGCCAGAUACUUGUAACUGAAGCAUCAGCAAAGCCUGUUUGUUCUGCACAGGAAUCAGCCACAGACAGAACAGUUUGUCUGUCCAUGGAACCAGAGCUGUAUCAUUAUGGACAAGUGUCCAUUGUAAUGCACUGAUGCUGUCAAGGGCUUUGAUUCUUGUGGUUUUGGUCUCAUGUAUGUAAUGACACUUUUAUCCUUCACAAAACAAUCCUGCUUUUCAUAUUUGCCAAGCAGAAUACCAGGACAGAAACAGGACAAAGGAAAAAAACCUACCUGCUAACAUCUCCUGGGUGAGGAGAUCCUUCCAAAGUGGCAGACCCUUGCUUGUAAAAUGCAUGUGGAUUUCAGCUUCUAUUUUAGUGAUUUAAGGCACAGUCAGAACUGAUGGUUAUUUCUUUUUGAUUCUCUAGGAGUUCUUACUUCCAGGCCUAUACUUAUCACUUGAGAUGUCCUUGUACCUGCUCAGAAUCUGCAAAUGUAAAUAGUAUGAAUGAAUGAUGCUCAGCACCACACACACACACACAACCUGUUGCAGGAUCCAUUUCAAAUCCAUCUUCAGUGUACAUGUGUGCUCUGGAUUAUUUUUCUUCCUUUGCCAAAUAAACGUUGCCUUUAAAUAAC
Messenger RNA from Vidua chalybeata, 5040 nucleotides. It is a transcript of the gene ARHGEF33, whose product is annotated as Rho guanine nucleotide exchange factor 33. The record is from RefSeq and is a predicted model, not a curated record. Bases 1 to 2418 code for a protein of 805 amino acids. NCBI's taxonomy places the organism in Eukaryota, Metazoa, Chordata, Aves, Passeriformes, Viduidae. The transcript has 15 exons. Gene Ontology annotation, molecular function: guanyl-nucleotide exchange factor activity.